AAAAAUGGUGGGCAUAGCGCAAAAAACAACUCAGUCAAAGAUGGACGCCGUGAUGCAGGUGAUGAAAUACAUGGAGCGUGUCCAGCAGCAGUUCCAGGAGCUGCACCACCUCGUCAACAUGAUGCACGAGAUCGAGACCAAAUAUGGCUACCGGCCACAGGAGCACCGGCCCGACUACAUACCCGAGGUGUACGCCGAGGCAGACGACAUGAUAAAAAGAAUAGACGAGAUAAACAAAAUAAGACAUCUAGAGAAAAUAGAGAAACUCAGAGAAGCACAGAAAAUUCGGGAUGCUCUUAUGGGGAAAAUUAGUACAUCAGCUAACUUCUCUGGUCACACUACGACGCGGAGAACUCCCCGGGACAGAUACCGUGGCAAUGGUACGGGCAGUCGAUGGUGGCCUAUAGACUAUGGAUGGGAGAUAGAUUACAAAUGGUUCGAUUAGUAUUUGUGUUUAUUUCUACUGUAUAAAAAUAAGUCGAGUUUUCCUUCCUGACGCUAUAACUCCAGAACGAACGAACCGAUUUCCAUGGUUUUGCAUUCGUUGGAAAGAUCUCGGGCUCCGUGAGGUUUUUAGGAAAGAAGA
Bicyclus anynana (squinting bush brown) is the source of this 586-nucleotide messenger RNA. RefSeq lists its product as uncharacterized. Lineage: Eukaryota; Metazoa; Arthropoda; Insecta; Lepidoptera; Nymphalidae. The record is from RefSeq and is a predicted model, not a curated record. The coding region runs from base 5 to 445 and encodes 146 amino acids. The transcript is spliced from 2 exons.